Cyphellophora attinorum is the source of this 327-nucleotide messenger RNA. RefSeq lists its product as uncharacterized. The coding region runs from base 1 to 327 and encodes 108 amino acids. The transcript has 2 exons. NCBI's taxonomy places the organism in Eukaryota, Fungi, Ascomycota, Eurotiomycetes, Chaetothyriales, Cyphellophoraceae. The record is from RefSeq and is a predicted model, not a curated record.
AUGCCUCGUGGAGCAGAGUACGAUGACGGAGUGCCCCGGUCCGACAAUGCUAUUGAAAAUGGCGAGAACAAAGUACACGGCGCAGGAAAGACCACGGAUGAGGCCAGCAUCGAACGCGCAAACAAGACUGCAGCUAUGCCCGAUCUGAGCGAGGUUAAGGAUGGAGUCGCCAGCGGGGGAACAGCUCCAGGUCAUCAAGAUGGACAUGGCCAUGAGGCGCCGCGGACUUCUGGUGAGAAGAAAGGCACGUUCCCUAACAACAAUUAUGGAAAAGCAGGGCCGCAUCCGGUAGAUGAAGUGCAGAAUAUCCCUGCGGUUCGCAGAUGA